UUUAUUUAAGAUUGAGAUGGCGUCUGUGGAUCUGAAAGUGGAUCUGAACGUGGAUCAGCGGGAGGAAUUGAAAGAGAUAUUCUCAAGAUUCGACAUGGAUUCCGACGGGAGCUUAACCUUGUUAGAGCUCGCGGCUCUGCUGCGUUCACUAGGUCUGAAGCCGUCGGGAGACCAGAUCCACGCGCUGUUAGCGAACAUGGACGCCAACGGCAACGGCACCGUGGAGUUCGAGGAGCUGGUGGGGGCCAUCUUACCCGACAUGGACGACCAAAUCCUGGUCAACCAACAUCAGUUCCUCGAGGUGUUCCGUUCCUUUGACCGUGACGGUAACGGCUACAUCACUCCGGCGGAGCUGGCGGGAUCUAUGGCCAAAAUAGGGCAGCCGUUGUCUUACCGUGAGCUCACGGAGAUGAUCCGGGAGGCCGACACUGACGGUGACGGCGUUAUCGACUUCACGGAAUUCGCGGCUAUUAUGGCUAAGUCAGCUGCUGGGCAUCUAGGACUCCCAGUUUCAUAACCUUUUUGUCAAAUUUGGGGAAGCCUUUUGUUUUGUUUUGUAUACUACAUAAUAAUACUAACCAAACUUUGGCUGCCAAUCCUCACUUUCACCUUCUUAAUCUCUACUAUUAUGGUUAUGUUAAUUAUAUCCAGUGGCUGUUCUGCUUGUGGUUCAUCCUUUUUAAGCCAUUUCAAAUCAUGUACUGUGUAAUUGGGUUUCAUCUAUCAAGCUUGUGAUGUGAUUAUAUAUAAUACUAUCCUGCUUGCAAAUUGCAAUCA
This is a messenger RNA of Ipomoea nil (Japanese morning glory), 777 nucleotides long. RefSeq names its product probable calcium-binding protein CML15. Gene Ontology annotation, molecular function: calcium ion binding; enzyme regulator activity. The record is from RefSeq and is a predicted model, not a curated record. The coding region runs from base 17 to 517 and encodes 166 amino acids. NCBI's taxonomy places the organism in Eukaryota, Viridiplantae, Streptophyta, Magnoliopsida, Solanales, Convolvulaceae. The transcript has 2 exons.